GCACAGAGACCACAUAGUGGACAGGGAGUGGUACGAUGGUAUUGUGUGACGUGCGAUAAGUGGUACCCAGUGAGCGUGCCCUCCUGCUCGUACUGUGGUAAUGGUCCUUCUAAAGAGAGGAUGACAUGUCGAGGUUGCAAAAGGAUGCUCGAGUUUAUAAUAAGCCGUCCGCCGGCGACAGUAGUGACCUGUCAGGCGUGUAAGGUCCUCACACCAGUGGAGAGUGGGCCCUGUAGUGGAGAG
Molecule: messenger RNA, 243 nt
Organism: Perkinsus marinus ATCC 50983
Lineage: Eukaryota; Perkinsozoa; Perkinsida; Perkinsidae
Exons: 2
Source: RefSeq, a predicted model, not a curated record